Anoplophora glabripennis (Asian longhorned beetle) is the source of this 708-nucleotide messenger RNA. Its product is annotated as ADP-ribosylation factor-like protein 2-binding protein. The coding region runs from base 86 to 562 and encodes 158 amino acids. The transcript has 4 exons. NCBI's taxonomy places the organism in Eukaryota, Metazoa, Arthropoda, Insecta, Coleoptera, Cerambycidae. Gene Ontology annotation, cellular component: mitochondrial intermembrane space. Gene Ontology annotation, biological process: maintenance of protein location in nucleus; positive regulation of tyrosine phosphorylation of STAT protein. The record is from RefSeq and is a predicted model, not a curated record.
GCCAUAGAAACGAGUAAGUUUUAAAUCCUACCAUCUAAAACUUAAAAAAAGAACUACCAAAGAAAUUGACAAAUUCAAGUUAAUAAUGACGGAGCUAGGAGUGGAAGAAAGUAUAGAUGAAGAAGUAAAUAUUUCCCAUGCAUGUACAGACGAAGCUGAUAACUAUUUCGCACGAAUUAUUGGGCGCAUAGAGGAAAUUAUAGUGGAUGAAAAUUUUAUGAAUUUACAGAGUAAAUUUUUGGAAGAAUAUUGGAGAGAGUUUGACAAUGAAGAAGAAAAUAAAUUAGUUUAUACAGAUAUAUUCAAAAAAUAUAUAUCUACAAUAGAAAAACAUCUUGAAGAGAAAUUAUUAAUAUCAAUAAAGGACUUUAAUAUGAAACAUUUUGAACAGGAAUUAGAAAAUAAGCAGAAUGAGUUGGAUGGCGAAGUAUUUGAGAUUUUGUCAACAUUUUCGGAUUUUCGAGCAUUUAAAAAUAUGUUCCUGGAUUAUAAAGCAAUGAAAGAAGGAAGGGUAGUGGAUUUUUCACAAGACAUAUCAAUAUCAAAAUACAUAGAAGUUUGAAUUCUAUCAAGUAAGAAAAUAAUCUAUCUACAGCAGUAUAGUAACAUAUUUAUUUCCAUCAAUUCUUUUCUAUAAGUUGCACUGUUUCAAUUGUUAUAUUAAUUCUUUUAAAUUAUUAACAUUUUUAUUGACCAGGUAAUAAAAAA